This is a messenger RNA of Pteronotus mesoamericanus, 454 nucleotides long. RefSeq names its product small nuclear ribonucleoprotein polypeptide F (gene SNRPF). The transcript is spliced from 4 exons. Gene Ontology annotation, biological process: spliceosomal snRNP assembly; mRNA splicing, via spliceosome. Gene Ontology annotation, molecular function: RNA binding. Lineage: Eukaryota; Metazoa; Chordata; Mammalia; Chiroptera; Mormoopidae. The coding region runs from base 137 to 397 and encodes 86 amino acids. The record is from RefSeq and is a predicted model, not a curated record. Gene Ontology annotation, cellular component: U1 snRNP; catalytic step 2 spliceosome; pICln-Sm protein complex.
AGGGUCACGCUGCUUUUUGGCGGCCAUUUCUCUUGAAGCCCCGCGAUCCGGGCUCAGCUCUAGGUUCUUCAGUCACGAGAGACUGACGAGAGCUAGGUCGGUGGCCAGUAACCUGCAGCAUUUGUUCGUCCUCGCAAUGAGUUUGCCCCUCAAUCCCAAACCUUUCCUCAAUGGAUUAACAGGAAAGCCAGUAAUGGUGAAACUUAAGUGGGGAAUGGAGUACAAAGGCUAUCUGGUAUCUGUAGAUGGCUAUAUGAAUAUGCAGCUUGCAAACACAGAAGAAUACAUAGAUGGAGCAUUGUCUGGACACCUGGGUGAAGUUUUAAUAAGGUGUAAUAAUGUCCUUUAUAUCAGGGGUGUUGAAGAAGAGGAAGAAGAUGGGGAGAUGAGAGAAUAGCAUCUUUUGUGGGGAAUUUUUUUUAUAUAUAUUUCUAGACAAUAAAAUUUAUGUGUG